CACACACACACACACACACACACACACAGAGACACACAAUAGGCUCCACAGUGCAGACACUGGUGCAGUGUGUGCAGACACAACGAUGGAGGAAGGACCUUACAAGUACAUCAGGGAAGGAAACGGCAAGGUUAGUCGUGUGAUCAGGAUCGGAACCCGCAAGAGCCAGCUCGCUCGCAUCCAGACAGACAGCGUGGCUGAGAAGUUGAAGGAGCUCUACCCUGAGGUGCACCUAGAGAUAGUUGCCAUGUCAACAACAGGAGAUAAGAUUCUGGACACGGCUUUAUCCAAGAUUGGUGAGAAGAGUUUGUUCACCAAAGAGUUGGAGAACGCUCUGGAGAGGAACGACGUGGAAACCUGAACACCCGUCUGAAAAAACUGGAUGAAAAGCAGGACUUUGCUGCCAUCAUCCUGGCUGCUGCAGGCCUGAAACGCAUGGGCUGGGAGAACCGAAUCAGCAUGAUCCUGGAGCCUGAAGACUGUAUGUAUGCUGUCGGACAGGGGGCUUUAGCUGUGGAGGUCCGAGCCAAAGAUGCAGACAUACUGGAGAUGGUGUCCGUCCUCCAUGACCCUGAUACUGUGCUGCGCUGCAUCGCUGAGAGAGCCUUCCUCAGACAGCUGGAGGGGGGCUGCAGUGUCCCGGUGGCUGUGCACACCCAGGUGAAAGACUCACAGCUCUACCUGACCGGGGCUGUGUACAGCUUAGAUGGAUCAGACAGUCUGAAGGAAACCAUGCAGACCAGCGUGGUUGCUGGUGACAAGAGUUUGGACAAAGUGGACGAGCAGGUUCAGCGGGUGGGCGUCACAGCCAGUAAGAUCCCAGACGAUGUCCUGGACCGGGCGGAGCAGCUGGGCGUCGGCCUGGCCCACUUACUGCUGAGCAAAGGAGCCAAGGAGAUCCUGACGGUGGCCAGACAACUGAACGACGCCAGAUAAUCUGCCCGACUUUUAAGGCUCCAUCUUUGUUUCUAACGUUUGCUCGUCCUCUGAGGUCGACUUGAUUAAAUUAAACUGUGUCUUGCUCCAGAAGAGAAUUAUUAAAAGUACUUGAAGAAAACUUGUGCUCAGACAUCCCUCCUGACUGUGGGUCUGUGGGAGGAUGGGCACUCUCAGCAGCGUCAUCGUGUUCAAACCAUCAACCAAAAUAAACAUGUUUCCUCCCAGCAGCUAAAA
Messenger RNA from Austrofundulus limnaeus, 1173 nucleotides. RefSeq names its product porphobilinogen deaminase. Gene Ontology annotation, molecular function: hydroxymethylbilane synthase activity. NCBI's taxonomy places the organism in Eukaryota, Metazoa, Chordata, Actinopteri, Cyprinodontiformes, Rivulidae. Gene Ontology annotation, biological process: heme biosynthetic process. Gene Ontology annotation, cellular component: cytoplasm. The record is from RefSeq and is a predicted model, not a curated record.